Perkinsus marinus ATCC 50983 is the source of this 702-nucleotide messenger RNA. Its product is annotated as Transmembrane emp24 domain-containing protein 3 precursor, putative. The transcript has 10 exons. Gene Ontology annotation, cellular component: Golgi apparatus; endoplasmic reticulum; endoplasmic reticulum-Golgi intermediate compartment. Gene Ontology annotation, biological process: Golgi organization; endoplasmic reticulum to Golgi vesicle-mediated transport; intracellular protein transport. The record is from RefSeq and is a predicted model, not a curated record. Lineage: Eukaryota; Perkinsozoa; Perkinsida; Perkinsidae. The coding region runs from base 134 to 679 and encodes 181 amino acids.
GAGGAGGAGUGAGGCGAUUGAUACAACGAGGACGGUGGAAUCAGUUGAGUUCUCUGAUCGGCAAGCUUCUGAGCUGAGCGAUGAUCAUUUCUAUCACAACUGGGAUGAGCAUUUAGGGGAUUUCCAUCCUAACAUGAUGAUGACAUUCACGUUGGAAGGCAGCGCUGUUCAGGAGUUCACUCAGGAUGUGGAAGUGGCCGGACAGCUAUUCAGAGGUGUGUUGACAUCGAACUCAAUGUGGGGUAAACCGGACGAGGUCGAUUUCGAGAUUCGCGAUCCUGAAGGGAAUGUAUUCUACGAGAAGAAGGAUACUUCGGAGUGUCUGUUUUUUGAGAAAACCAAACUACCAGGAGAAUACCGUCUACUUAUAACGAACAUGGAUUGGAGGGAGAGGCACCAGGUAACACUUGGUGUGAUGGUUGGAGGCUCUAAAACGUUGAAAACGGAACACAUUACUGAUCUGCAGGAACAGGUUGAGGUUCUCGAUACGAUACUGCGAGAUACCCAAGCUGAAAGUACGUACUUGUGGAUUCGGCAGAAGAACCAUUUCGAGAGAGUGCAGUCGACCCAUAGUCGCGUUCUCUGGUUCUUCCUUUUGGACUUCGUGGUUUUGGCUGUGGCUGCCUGGUUCCAAGUGUAUUAUGUGAAGAGUUUGCUGAUGGAUAGAAGAUUCAUUUGAUCAUGGUCCUGUUACUCAAUAAU